AACAUAAGCCCCGUUAAACACCGGAAAUUCUUCGGCGUGUUUCCAGAUAACUCAAACGCAUGUGGUUUCUCUCAUAUAAUUAAGAAUAGACUUACUAAGCUCUUUUUUGCUAUACUGUUUGCUCCUACAGUCUGCUUUGUCUCACAGGACAGCAUUACGUCUUCGUUUUCGAGCUGGCUGAACUGUAUAGAUCAUGUCACAGGCCACCAAACGCAAACAUGUUGUCAAAGAGGUUCUGGAAGACUUCGUCACCCCAACAGAAAACCAGCAGAUUGUAAAGGUUAUUGGUACUCGUGGUAACAACCUCCAUGAAACAAUCACAGCUCAGGGCGAGACCUUCCUGGUGAGCAUGCCCACCAAGUUCCGUAAGAACAUCUGGAUCAAGAGAGGUGAUUAUGUGAUUGUGGAUCCCAUUGAGGAGGGGGAGAAGGUGAAGGCAGAAAUCAGCUUUAUUCUCUACAAAGAUCAUAUUCAGCACCUGCAGAAACAGCAGCUUUGGCCAGAGGGAUUCACAGAGAAGUCAUCACAAGACAAAACAAGCCACAAGCGGCAAGAGGAGCCCGAGGAGAAAGAGGAGGAUGAGGGUAGUGACUCUGAAGAUGAGAGUGACCUCUUUGUAAACACAAACCGCUGUAACUACCAAUACAGCGAGAGUGAGGAAGAUGACAGCGAGGAGGAGGAGGAGGAGGAGCAGCAGCAGGGAGGACGAAGGACAGAAGGUGGAUCUUAGCUGCAGCUGUGAGAGGACAGCAAGCCAUUAGCUCUGAGUCACAGCCCCCUCUACUGGCCACUGUGAGACAAUGCUGGAGGACUUGAACUUUCAAUAAUAACGUUUCCUGAUUUACUUUAAAAAUAGUCUAAGCUAUCAAAUAUGAAGAUGUGAUAUACUCCUGUUGGCUUUCAGAUUCCUGCUCAGGCUGUCUGGGACUCGCCCUGCUUACUGCUGCGUACUCACCACUAGCAGUAAAAGCAUCUGAGUCAAAGGGUGGUGAUGGUAGAAGUCUCACUGGUUCACUAAAGGCUUUGGUGUAACAUGCAGGAACAUCGCUGCUCUUCUCUAAGCUGCUGUAGAUCUUCACAGCCCACUUUCAAAUUAAAGCUGCCAUUAGCCUCCAUUUCA
This is a messenger RNA of Nothobranchius furzeri (turquoise killifish), 1120 nucleotides long. It is a transcript of the gene eif1ad, whose product is annotated as eukaryotic translation initiation factor 1A domain containing. NCBI's taxonomy places the organism in Eukaryota, Metazoa, Chordata, Actinopteri, Cyprinodontiformes, Nothobranchiidae. The record is from RefSeq and is a predicted model, not a curated record. Gene Ontology annotation, cellular component: nucleus. Gene Ontology annotation, molecular function: RNA binding; translation initiation factor activity. Gene Ontology annotation, biological process: translational initiation.